AACAGUAUUUUACCAAAAAUAAAAUUACUUGAGCAAGAAACCGAUACCACAAUUGUUUAUAAUUUCGAUGAAAGAUAUUUUGAUAUCAAUGCAAGCGUUCGAGCAAAAUGCAUGAAAGCUGAACAGAUUAUCUGUCAACAUUUGUUACCUCGCUUGCUUUAUGGCUGGAACAUUUGAUAAUGAUUUAUCAUUCACACCAACGACGCCUAUGCCUAUUACACCUGAACCACAACAAAAAAACUUAAUUGGCAAACCACUCACCUUGGACAGUGAUCAUGACGAUGAUGAAGAAAACAUACACAAAAUACAUGAAGAAGAAGAGGAAGAGGAAGAGGAAGAAGCCUUCAAAUUGAACGAGAAGAAUGAAAUUGACGAUGGUAGUACUGUGUUUGGUACAUUUAUUGUUUCCAGUGCUAUUCGCAAUGUCUCUGAUUUUCUGAUUGGCCCUCCACAACAUAAUAUGCAGAAUGCAGACUAUAUCAAACUUAUAUCCAACAUAACCCAUACAGAAUGCAUAUUGGACGAAAGAACCAUCCGCAUCAUAGGCAAGCUGAGAUCUGUCAAAGAUGCACACUGUAAAUUCACUGUAUUACAGAAAGCUUAUCUUGGUCGCAACAAGACCUCUGUAGUCACUUGCCUUCAUUACCCUGAAGAAUCUGGCCAUUAUGGUCUUUAUUUCUGUGAUCUUAAACUAUACCGCCAUAGAAGAUUUGUACAUAUCCAACCCAAUCAUAGCGAGAUGUCUUGUAAUUAUGUUGUUUUGCCUAUAUUUCCCAAUCCCAUCACCAAUGAAUACGACCGCCCUGUUGAUCUCGUUUUGCCAAAUACCCAACCAUACCCACCCACAAUUCAACCACCACCUGUAUCAAAUCAAGCUAUGCGGCGUGUCCCAAGAGAAGAGAUACAACCCAUACGUCGUGAAAGAAUGUCUGUUUCUGAUAUUCGUUUGCCUACAGCACCUCCUACACCUACUUCUACCGUAAGCGAGGACCGAUUUCAACCUCCCAGUUGGGGUGGUCCUCGUUCUUUUACCUCCAGUUUUAACACUGGUAAUCUUGAUUAUCUAAGUAGUGAACGGCUUGCGCGUGCAUUUACGCCCUCUUCUUCUGUCUGUUCAGAACCUCUUUCGAUGAUUCAAGAUUUUCCGACUUUGAGACCUAGUUCACCUACGAUAUCAGAACCAUCCUCUUGUUCCAGUCCAAAAACGUAUCGCCCUAGCCUGUCAAUCAACAAGCAAAAGGCAAAAAGAGUCAUGCGUAUUGUUUCGCAAAAAUCAAGCCAGCCUAGCCAAGGACCUUCCAUGUCCAUGUUGGAGAGAGUAAGAGCUUAUAAUUAUAAUUUGAUCAAGAAUACAUUGGAAAAAGGACUCGAUGCAGUACGAGGUUUCAAAGGUGAAACCACAAUGAAAGCUAAACUAGGUAAAGUUUUAUGGACAAAUGUUUCGCCUGUAGUGACCGGAAAGAUUUGGACAAUGCAAGACAUCAAUGACAUUGUUGUCAAAGAAUUGGGUACCAUGCCACGAUUCACAAACAUUACAACGAUGGAUCAAGAUAUUAUCAACAGUAUUUCUUCUAAAGAUUUGUUUCCUUCUGGCCAUUAUAGCAAGACAGCCUUUUUUGAGUUUCAUUGCUCAGCACGUAACCAACCUAUGCUUCCUUAUAAGCCUAUUGUUUUACAUAUGAAUCAAGGUGUGAUUGAUGUUCAUAAGGUUGUCAUUUCAGAAAAAAAAGUAGCAGAAGUGAACUGGGUUUCCUUGGAUAGAAAAUAUGAUUUCCAAUUGAAUCUCACGACAAAAGAACUUGUACGCCCUGAUGUGAAGCCAUAUACAUCAUUUAUUAAAUGGGUCUCUAUCUGUCCAAUCACUCAACUCAUGUCGUUUGAAAACGUACCCAACUUUUUGGAAGUCAAUCAUAUUAUCUUCAAGUCUACCACACGUUAUCGUACUGUCUUUCCUUUUAUUGUGGAAGUCUCUCGUAUUGAAAAAGUGCCUAUGAAGCCCGUCAAGGGAAGUCAAAAGAUCAAUGCACAGCCUGGUCAUGGCGAGGCCUGGUAUGACUUUGAAAUCAUCAACACAUUGCAUGAUGCUCCCUUCAGAGCCAAUUUGAAUCUGGAUAUUGGAUGCGAAGCUCCUUGGACUAUUGAAGAUAUCUUGCAGACUAAAACAAAUGAAAGUGCAAUUACUGCUUAUGCUCGCUAUAUCUUACAAUUGAUUGAAAAGAUUGAAAAAAUCAUUCGAAAAGAAAGACUCAAUCUUGAUUAAGAAAUAAUAAUAAUAAAAAUAGUUACAAGU
This is a messenger RNA of Gilbertella persicaria, 2290 nucleotides long. RefSeq lists its product as uncharacterized. NCBI's taxonomy places the organism in Eukaryota, Fungi, Mucoromycota, Mucoromycetes, Mucorales, Choanephoraceae. The transcript has 9 exons. The coding region runs from base 161 to 2260 and encodes 699 amino acids. The record is from RefSeq and is a predicted model, not a curated record.